Grus americana (Whooping crane) is the source of this 2042-nucleotide messenger RNA. RefSeq names its product tropomyosin 2 (gene TPM2). Lineage: Eukaryota; Metazoa; Chordata; Aves; Gruiformes; Gruidae. Gene Ontology annotation, cellular component: actin filament. The coding region runs from base 110 to 853 and encodes 247 amino acids. Gene Ontology annotation, molecular function: actin filament binding. Gene Ontology annotation, biological process: actin filament organization; muscle contraction. The record is from RefSeq and is a predicted model, not a curated record. The transcript is spliced from 8 exons.
AGGCAGGGCGGGCGGCGGGAGCGGCCGCUGCCUGAGCGCUUCCUGCCCGAGCCGGGCGGAUCCCACAAAGGGCUCGGCGGCGCGGCCUCUCCGCCGGCAGCCCCCCGCCAUGGCCGGCACCAGCUCCAUCGACGCCGUCAAGAAGAAGAUCCAGAGCCUGCAGCAGGUGGCCGACGAGGCGGAGGAGCGCGCCGAGCACCUGCAGCGGGAGGCCGAUGCCGAGCGGCAGGCCCGGGAGCGGGCUGAGGCUGAAGUGGCUUCUCUGAACCGCCGUAUCCAGCUGGUGGAGGAGGAGCUGGACCGAGCCCAGGAGCGCCUGGCCACCGCCCUGCAGAAGCUGGAGGAGGCUGAGAAGGCGGCUGAUGAGAGUGAGAGAGGCAUGAAGGUCAUCGAAAACAGGGCCAUGAAGGAUGAGGAGAAGAUGGAGCUCCAGGAAAUGCAGCUGAAGGAGGCGAAGCACAUAGCGGAGGAGGCUGACCGCAAAUACGAGGAGGUCGCCCGCAAGCUGGUCGUCCUUGAGGGAGAGCUGGAGCGCUCAGAGGAGAGGGCAGAGGUGGCAGAGAGCCGAGUGAGACAGUUGGAAGAAGAGCUGCGGACCAUGGACCAGACUCUCAAAUCCCUCAUUGCCUCAGAGGAAGAGUAUUCCACCAAGGAGGACAAGUAUGAGGAGGAAAUCAAGCUUCUAGGGGAAAAACUGAAGGAGGCUGAGACCAGGGCGGAGUUUGCAGAGAGGUCUGUGGCGAAGCUGGAGAAAACCAUCGAUGAUCUAGAAGAGCGCUCCCGGCAGGAGGCUGAGAAAAACCGCGUUCUCACUAAUGAGCUACGGGUCAUCCUUACCGAACUUAACAACUGAGUUGCCCAGAGCUCCCGGCCCCAGCCCAGCCUCCCACACCCAGGCUGCUGCCGGCCCUGCUCCCUGCCCUGGUUUGGUCAGGCUGGCUCAGGGCUGGGAGCCCCUGCCCGCUCCCCGCUGGGGCUAGGUGGGGUGCGGAGCCUUAUCCCCCUGGGUGUAACCACCCUGUUUGGGGGCCACCGGGAGCCCCUCUGGAGCUGAUGAUUGUUUUUUCUUGGGAGAGGAAUGAGGGGUUUUGUGAUGUUCUGGGAUGCCCACACAGUGAUGGCUGUUCCCCGGCAUCAGCCUGGCCCCGCUGGGGAGGGAUGCAGUGGUUUGUAUCGCUGCCUUCCUCCCCUUGUCCCAGGAGUCAGCGGCCAGCCUCAUCCUCCUCACUCUGGUCACCCCAAACUGUGCAGAGAGGAUCCCCUCAGAGUGGGGUCCCUGCAGAGUGGUGGGAGGGCUGGGAUAGGAUCUGGCAGCACGCGCUGCCACAAACUUGAGGUGAGGGACAGGGAAGAACCCAGCAGGGAGUGCUGGGGGGGUGGAGCUGGUUGGGCAGAGCUCUUGUCCCAUCCCCAUCUCCAGAGGCAAGGAGAAUGCUGUUUGGAAGCGAGUACCGGAGGAGGCUGCCUCGGCAGCAGGCUGCCUGGCAGAGCUUGUCCCUGCAGCCUCAUUAGCUCUGCUCCUUCUCUAUCUGUUGUCCUCUCUGCCCACUUUCCCGGGUUGCUCUCUCACUCCUCUUCAUGGAGCACUGCUGGGUCAUGCUGCAGGCACUGACUCUCCUCUUUCACUGGUCAAGGGUUUGUGCACGUGCCCACAGCUGGCCAGCCAGUCGUGAUGCCUUGGGGCAGGACAUGCUGGUGGCUGGCCAGGAAAUGGUACCCAUGGCGCAGAGGGCCUGGCUGUGGGCAAUGGGGUGCCAGGGAAGGAUGGAAGUGCCAAAGAGCGGGAACUGCCUGCCCCCAGUGACCAGCCCAGCUGGCCUGGCCACGCCAGCAGGUCCCAGAGCGGCUGGGUUCAUGCCUGCUGGCAGUGGGGCCACCUGCAUGGACUCAGUUCUGCAGGGACGUCCUGCUCGUCUGGAGGCUGGCACUAUACUGAAAUGUCCAUCUGUGUGUGUGUGUCUGUGCUUCGUGUGGUGUGCCUGGGUCUGGCUGCACCUGGGUGCACUUGGGCUGUGUCCGUGUGCGUGGCUGGGUGUCCCUUG